Gigantopelta aegis is the source of this 841-nucleotide messenger RNA. Its product is annotated as transcription factor BTF3 homolog 4-like. Lineage: Eukaryota; Metazoa; Mollusca; Gastropoda; Neomphalida; Peltospiridae. The record is from RefSeq and is a predicted model, not a curated record. The coding region runs from base 101 to 583 and encodes 160 amino acids. Gene Ontology annotation, cellular component: nascent polypeptide-associated complex; cytosol. The transcript has 7 exons.
AUUGCUGUUCUUUAAGUUAAGUGACCUGACCUCUUUUUCAGCGGCCAUUGACGGAGCCUCGUGGGGAAAUAAGAUCCCACUUUUGACAGAAUAAUUCAUCAUGAAUCCAGAUAAAUUAAAAGCUUUGCAAGAUCAAGUACGCAUUGGUGGAAAGGGUUCUGCUCGGAGGAAGAAGAAGGUUAUUCACAGAACAGCUACCACAGACGACAAAAAGUUGCAGAGCUCUUUGAAAAAACUAGCUGUAAAUACUAUUCCAGGAAUCGAAGAGGUAAAUAUGAUCAAGGAAGAUGGUUCUGUCAUCCAUUUUAACAAUCCAAAAGUGCAAGCAUCUUUAGCAGCAAACACAUUUGCAGUUACAGGCCACGCAGAAAACAAACAAAUUGCAGAGUUACUGCCAGGAAUUUUGAAUCAACUUGGUGCUGAGAGUUUAAGCAGUCUUAAGAAAUUAGCGUCAACAGUGGCAAGCGGGAUGUCAAGUGCAGGUGAUACUAAUAAAACAUCUACAGCAGAGAUAGACGACGAUGAUGAAGUACCAGAUCUUGUUGAAAAUUUUGAUGAACCUUCAAAGGGCGAAGGAGUCUGAGUAGCUCUUGAGACUGUUUAAUAAUUAAAAACUUGUGUGAUUCUGUGUCUGUCAACAUCUGGGAAACUCGUUUGCAAAUUGUUAACUGCCACCUGAAUGUUUCUUUUUAUUCAAUCGCAUGUAUUUAAGAACUUGUAUAAGCGUUACAGGCCACUGAAACUCAUGUGAUAGCAUUACGCAUCCUACAUUGUGUUACCAUUGUAUGCAUGUGUUCCAGUGGCAUUUCUAAGGAAAUAAACCAAAAUAAUAUUCUUAAAA